This is a messenger RNA of Mirounga angustirostris (Northern elephant seal), 2537 nucleotides long. It is a transcript of the gene ABHD6, whose product is annotated as abhydrolase domain containing 6, acylglycerol lipase. Gene Ontology annotation, cellular component: mitochondrion. Gene Ontology annotation, molecular function: monoacylglycerol lipase activity. The record is from RefSeq and is a predicted model, not a curated record. Lineage: Eukaryota; Metazoa; Chordata; Mammalia; Carnivora; Phocidae. Gene Ontology annotation, biological process: acylglycerol catabolic process. The coding region runs from base 587 to 1600 and encodes 337 amino acids. The transcript has 11 exons.
CCCCUGCACUUGGCGCUGCGCGCGAACGCAGUAGGUGUUGGCCCUCCGGCCUGAACUCUCGGAUGCUGGGAGACAGGUUGCCGAGGUCGGGAUGUGCGAGGCGCUAACUUGCCCCUCUGGGUGUAACGCUGUGAGCGGCGCAGCCGAGGAGCUGAGGGUUCCCGUGCGGGCUCGGCGUAGACCGGACCAGGCAGCAGCGGAGCGGCGCGAGGAGCCGGCGCGGGCGGAGCCGGCUUUUCUGUCGGCUGACGCAGGCCGGCGCGCCGCGCCUUUAAGGCGUCCAGCAGAGCCCGGCGCCGGGAACUGAGCGGCGCGGGCACGAGCGCUGCUGCCGGACGCGAGCGGGGCUGGGGCCAGAAGACGGGCGUCCGGAUCCGGCGGCGCGACCCAGGCGCCUGAGAAUCUCAUUUUCAGCUUCUGCCAGAGCCAGUAGCAGUUGGGAAAGAAGGCUGUGUUCUUUGAAGAUAGUUUCUCUUCACACUGUGCCACGAGGCCACGGAGAUCAUUGUCCUUAACCCUGGGAUGCCUCGCUUUUACUCAGCAGAGACGUAAACCCUGCAGGUGUCGGCCAGUCUUAAAGAGCAGGAUGGAUCUUGACGUGGUUAACAUGUUUGUGAUCGCGGGCGGCACGUUGGCUAUCCCAAUCCUGGCAUUUGUAGCCUCGUUUCUCCUGUGGCCUUCAGCGCUGAUAAAAAUCUAUUACUGGUACUGGCGGAGAACGUUGGGUAUGCAGGUCCGCUACGUUUACCACGAAGAGUAUCAGUUCUGUUAUUCCUUCCGGGGCAGGCCUGGGCACAAACCGUCCAUCCUCAUGCUCCAUGGGUUCUCUGCACACAAGGAUAUGUGGCUCAGCGUGGUCAAGUUCCUUCCAAAGAACCUGCACUUGGUCUGCGUGGACAUGCCAGGGCAUGAGGGCACCACCCGAUCCUCCCUGGAUGAUCUGUCCAUAGAUGGGCAAGUGAAGAGGAUACACCAGUUUGUAGAAUGCCUCAAGCUGAACAAAAAACCCUUCCACCUCAUAGGCACCUCCAUGGGUGGCCACGUGGCUGGGGUAUAUGCUGCUUACUACCCAUCAGAUAUCUGCAGUCUUAGUCUCGUGUGCCCUGCUGGCUUGCAGUACUCAACUGAUAAUCAAUUUGUACAGCGGCUCAAAGAACUGCAGAACUCGGCCGCCGUGGAGAAGAUCCCCUUGAUCCCAUCCACCCCAGAGGAGAUGAGUGAAAUGCUCCAGCUCUGCUCCUAUGUCCGCUUCAAGGUGCCCCAGCAGAUCCUGCAAGGCCUUGUUGACGUCCGUAUUCCUCAUAACAACUUCUACAGAAAGCUGUUUUUGGAAAUCGUCAGUGAGAAGUCAAGAUACUCCCUCCAUCAGAACAUGGACAAGAUCAAGGUCCCAACGCAGAUCAUUUGGGGGAAACAAGACCAGGUGCUCGACGUGUCUGGGGCCGACAUGUUGGCCAAGUCGAUCGCCAACUGCCAGGUAGAACUUCUGGAAAACUGUGGGCACUCAGUGGUGAUGGAGAGGCCCAGGAAGACGGCCAAGCUCAUCGUCGACUUCUUAGCUUCUGUGCACAGCACAGGCAACACCAAGAAGCUGGACUGAGGCCCCGCCUGCAGCCUGCACUCGCACACAGCAUCCACCCCCAUCUCCAGAAUCGGACACGGCCACCAUUUCUCAGGGAUCCUGCCCCAGACGCAGUCAGAGUGCCGGCGUCCCUGAGGAGGCCAGUCCCGUGUCCCCGGUCUCAACAGAUCCACAGAGCUUUGGGGGCCACGAGGAAAUCUCCAAGAUAUUUUUCACAAUAUAGAAACUCACAUGGGAAAAAAUUAAGAAAACCUAGCCAUGAAAUCUACCCAGAAGUCUUCAAGUCGUGUCGCAAAGCGGCUGCCCUGGGACCAUAAUCACCGAGGCCAUUUUCUUUAAAACAUCCUUCACAGACUGAGACUCGAGGUUUUUCUGCUGCUUCGAUGUUCUCCCCUGCAUGGUCAGUGGCUGUUUUAGGAGCAUUAGUCUCCAUCUGCUGAGCCCUUCUUGUUUAUGUCUAGUUUAAGUUUUAUGUAGAGGCCCUAUGUGAAUGCAAGUCCGUCAGCUGCAAGACCAGGGAGCAAGAUGCAAGCUAUAAAUGAUUUUAGCACAUGAGGAGGGGUGCGGUCCCAUGUCCGCGGCCCCCCUAGCUGCCAGAGCAGUGGAGAACACGGGUCGGGGGGUCGAUGGGCCCCUGCACGUCAGCCCUGUCAUGAGGGAGCCCGGAACGGUCGCCGUACAAAGAACAGGGUGGGUUUCCUGGGAAUCAUUGAUUAUUUUUUAAAAUAGGACUAAUGAAGCAAUAAUGUUCUAUAAUCAGACUCGGAUUCCACACACAAGCACCUCGUUGGGCAUCUUUUCUAUCUUGCUGUGCUACUGAAGACCUUUGGGUGUAAAAUACUAGUUUGUUAAUGAAUUCUGUGAAUUCUGUGAACAGUCAUGUGAUUGAAAAUAAGUCUAAACAGCUGUAAAAGUGACCACAAUGACAUGAAAUAAAUUUAAUAAAUCUAGAUCA